Messenger RNA from Leptomonas pyrrhocoris, 3109 nucleotides. RefSeq lists its product as hypothetical. The transcript has a single exon. The record is from RefSeq and is a predicted model, not a curated record. Bases 920 to 3109 code for a protein of 729 amino acids. Lineage: Eukaryota; Euglenozoa; Kinetoplastea; Trypanosomatida; Trypanosomatidae.
GCAGCAAAACAAGUGUGCACAGCAGCUGCUCCUUUUAGGCACAACAGUUCGGUUCGUUCACACAGAAGUUUUACAUCUCACACCGGCUACAGUUUGUUACUUUCCUUUUUCUGGGAGCGAUCUGUCACUCUUCAACUUGUCACCGCACUUAUUAUUGUAGGGUUUUCUUUUCUUGAUCCACAUUGACGUUGUCUUUCUUUUUUUUCUCUAUACUUGACAAGUGGUACUUCGAGGUCAAACUCUUCCACUGGUGUGCCGUUUCCUGCUUUAUUUGUUUAUCUAGAGUGUCUCAGCUGUCAUACGGUUUCGUGUACGUAUACCCUUCUCAAAUUGUUCUAGUUGAAAUAUAUCUUUUCCUCCUGUCCUCAGACUUUUUUUCCUUUCGUUCCUCCGUAGUUUCGAACUGAAUUACGCAUACAACUGUCUACGUAAAGAACCAACAAAAAAACUCACUUUUUGUGAUUCUUCCAGCUGCACAACGCCAAUCCUAUAAAUAGGUCUCUCUUUUUCUUGGUUCCUACUGGUAGAGAUUGAUUUCUGUUUUCCCUAAACUCGUUCUCCGAAGAAUUUCACCUUCUUCCAUUUUUCCUUCUAUAUAACUCUACUCAUUGAUGACUUUUCGCUUGUCAAGGCUUACUGGUUGGGACUAAAAAGGGAAAAUCUUCGCGAAGGAGGAAAAAAGCUCUAUUUUUGUGUCAAGACCCUUUUGAGUUGUUGAGAAAGGAGGAGACAGACUCUGUGGGUUUUCAUUGCAGUGGUGUGGAGCAGCUCGGGAGCGGUGAGUAUGCUUUCACCCCAAAACGAACAACUUUGUGGCAACGGCGACGGGCCUCGAGGCGCAACAAGUAAAAGCGCGUUUCCAGAAGACUCCAGCCGAUUCAAUACCUCUGAUGCCACGUCGCACUCUGCCCCAAUCCCCAUGCACUCUUCUAACAAGCCUGGCUGCAGUGAACACGGUGAGCUUGUUUCCUCGACACCUCGAUGCGGCGAGCACAACAGCGCCAGUUCUACUAGCUUAGAUGCGGAUGACGAGGCAGACGCUGGGCAGCCGGCUGACACGGCGGAGUUGGCCUCCACGCCGCCGUCCGCGCUGGUGAACUCGUCAGGGCACCGCUGGCUAAUGGAGCCUCAUGUGGGGGAAUCACCACUGCGUCGGCUGAGGUCGGCGCACGAGGCGGAGGCGGAGGACACACGUGACACAUCCACACCAGGACCCCACGUGCCGCUACCGCACUCGUCGAGCGCCGAGCAGCCGCAAGCAAAUGGCAGUUUGGCACCGUCGGCAUCAUCAGCGGCAGCGCCGCCACGCUCCCCUGUUCUGCGCAGCCGUCGAUCACUGAAGUGCGCGGGGCGGUCCAACUCGCGACGCACCCAUAUGGAGGCAAGCAGCAGUGAUGCCACUCUACCGUCGUCGCUGCUGGCAUCCCUCGCCGCGCGUGUGUCGCUCUCUCAGCCGCCGUCUGCCUUUGCGCUGUCCGUUGUUGACGCUGAGGCGACCCAGUCGGGCUGCGUGGCAGCUGAAGACUCAAUCACCUCGUCGCUGUUGCGAGCAGCGCGUGGUGCGAGUACGGAAGGGGAGGCGGGGAUGCACGUGUCCUCCAGCCCGCCGGUGUCCCCCCCAUUUCCCACGACGACGGCUGCGGCUGCGGCUGCGUCGGACUUCUCCGACGGCUCACCGGGGCCGCGCAACUCCGACGUCUCCUGCUCCCCGCUGCGUACGCACCUGCGCCUGACUCCUCGCAUCAAUGCGGAGCUGCAGCAGUUCGGCUGCUGCGUCUUCUUCUUCCCAGCACCGCUCAUCUCGUGGCUGUUCCCCCUCGUUGGACACGUGGCCAUCAGCAACGCGGAAGGUUCGCGCCUCUUCACCUUUGAAUCUUCCUACUACGUACGGGAGGAGAAGCUCGUGACGGUGCUGGAUCGCGUGCUACGGGAGGAGAUGACUCACGACAACAGUGUGCUCUCGUCUCCCGCACGGCGCAAUCGGCCGGGGCAGCGAAGCGACACAUCCGACCGUGCCAACUCCCCAAGUCCCGCCCAGUCUCCGUUGCUGUGCCGCGGUUCGGCCAUGAAUGACGCCUCCGCCUCGGACGCCGGGCGGAACUCACCGUCCGACACGAGCGCCGUGCUGCCGCCGCCGCGCAGCGCCUCCAUGCCGGUCUUCCCGCCCCGCCCCACUGCACGACCCCCGCGGCGAACGAGGCGGUCCAGACCCGCAGGCGGGGGGUCCGCAACGGGGCACACGCACACGCGCUGCGUCCGCAUAUGGGACCUCAAGCCGCUGCUCAUGGAGAGCCGUGGCCGACGGACGAGGCGUGCGCCGUACAUCAUCACUGGAGAGGGCGGCAAGCAGGCGGCUGUGGCGUUGUGGGAGCGCUUGCAAGGGCUGUUGCAGCCCACCGAGGGCUCGGCGGGCAGUGGUCCGAGUACGAGAAGUGCCCCGAGUUCUCUGCCGGCUUCUCACAUCCGCGGCCGUGACAAAGCAGAGCUGAGCGACAACGCAGAGGGCUCGCCCUCCGCCCCCGGCGUGAGCAGCAGCAGCAGCGCCGACGAGGAGAACGAAUUCGAGCUGCUCGACGCGGAGACAGCUCACUUCUACAAUCGUAACCUCAACGUGACGAUUCGUCUCUUCCGCGGCAGCGCUGACGGGAGCAACAACUCGCCAGACGUCGUGCUACAGCACCACAGCUCCUUCUCCUUCGUGGGAUUUGUGCUCGAGGCGUGUGGGAUUGGAAGUCAAGCAAAGCUGUCUGCCGCAACUCCCGUCCCUGCUGCUGCUCCUGUUGGUGGUGGUGGUGAUGGUAAGAGUAAUGUUGAUGAACAUGCGCAGGGAAAGAGGAACGACGCAAGCGGGACGCCGAACGUGUCGAACGAGACCACUGCAGCCUCUGCGACUGCCGUCUCCGCAGCGGAGAGCACCGAGGCUAAUGAUGAGACCCACUGGGGUGCCGUAAAGCUACUUUUCCACGUCUGCGUAUUUGGGAAGUGGCACCGAGGGGAGGGUAGGCUGCGGCGUGCCCUGCAUGGUGGCAGUAUCACAAGCGCCGCAAUCCUUUGGGCAAUAAUACUGGUGGCGUUUUUUCACUACCUUAGCCCAAUGUUUUCAUGGUAG